GUGAGGCUUCAAGCUCUGAGGAAGAGCCUCCAUCCCCAGAGGACAAAGAGAACCAGGCCCCUAAACGGGCUGGCCCACACCUGCGUUUCGAGAUCAGCAGUGAGGAUGGGUUCAGCGUGGAGGCAGAGAGCUUGGAAGGGGCAUGGAGAACUCUGAUUGAGAAGGUGCAAGAGGCCCGAGGGCAUGCCCGGCUCAGACAUCUCUCCUUCAGUGGAAUGAGUGGGGCAAGGCUCCUGGGCAUCCACCACGAUGCUGUCAUCUUCCUGGCAGAGCAGCUGCCUGGGGCUCAGCGCUGCCAGCACUACAAGUUCCGCUACCACCAGCAGGGAGAGGGCCAGGAGGAGCCACCCCUGAAUCCCCAUGGGGCAGCCCGCGCUGAGGUCUAUCUCCGCAAGUGCACCUUUGACAUGUUCAACUUCCUGGCCUCCCAGCACCGGGUGCUUCCUGAGGGAGCCACCUGUGACGAGGAAGAGGACGAGGUGCAGCUCAGGUCAACCAGACGUGCCACCAGUCUGGAGCUGCCCAUGGCCAUGCGCUUUCGCCACCUCAAGAAGACAUCCAAAGAGGCUGUGGGUGUCUACAGAUCUGCCAUCCACGGGCGGGGCCUGUUCUGUAAGCGCAACAUCGAUGCCGGCGAGAUGGUCAUCGAGUACUCUGGUAUUGUUAUUCGCUCUGUGCUGACUGACAAGCGGGAGAAGUUCUAUGAUGGGAAGGGCAUUGGGUGCUACAUGUUCCGCAUGGAUGACUUUGACGUGGUGGACGCCACCAUGCAUGGCAAUGCCGCCCGCUUCAUCAACCACUCGUGUGAGCCCAAUUGCUUCUCUCGAGUCAUCCAUGUGGAGGGCCAGAAGCACAUCGUCAUCUUCGCCCUGCGCCGCAUCCUGCGUGGUGAGGAGCUCACCUAUGACUACAAGUUCCCCAUUGAGGAUGCCAGCAACAAGCUGCCCUGCAACUGUGGCGCCAAGCGCUGCCGUCGCUUCCUUAACUGAAGCAGUAGCUGCCUGCCACUCCCCCCGCUGCCAUCUUGCCCCUAGCCUGGGGGCUCCCUCGUCCCUCCCAGAGCAUCUCACCCCCACCCUCAUGUUCAGGGUGGAUGUGGGCAUGCAGGUGGCGAGGGCCCUGCCUCCACCCCUCCAGCCCACCCAGCAAUCGCCCCCUUCUUGCCCUGGGGGCCCAGGAUGUAGAUAUUGUACAAAAGUUUCUAAAUCCCUUCUUUUCUAUGCACUUUUUUAUUUAAGGGGGUGGGAUCCCAGGUGGGAACCCCCCCACAAUAAAGUCUGUCAAUGUUUGGA
Messenger RNA from Bubalus bubalis (water buffalo), 1292 nucleotides. It is a transcript of the gene KMT2B, whose product is annotated as lysine methyltransferase 2B. Lineage: Eukaryota; Metazoa; Chordata; Mammalia; Artiodactyla; Bovidae. Gene Ontology annotation, molecular function: protein binding; histone H3K4 methyltransferase activity. Gene Ontology annotation, cellular component: histone methyltransferase complex; nucleus. The record is from RefSeq and is a predicted model, not a curated record. Gene Ontology annotation, biological process: positive regulation of DNA-templated transcription.